This is a messenger RNA of Malania oleifera, 1741 nucleotides long. Its product is annotated as cystathionine beta-lyase, chloroplastic. The transcript is spliced from 13 exons. Gene Ontology annotation, biological process: transsulfuration; 'de novo' L-methionine biosynthetic process. Bases 209 to 1612 code for a protein of 467 amino acids. Gene Ontology annotation, molecular function: pyridoxal phosphate binding. Gene Ontology annotation, cellular component: cytoplasm. NCBI's taxonomy places the organism in Eukaryota, Viridiplantae, Streptophyta, Magnoliopsida, Santalales, Ximeniaceae. The record is from RefSeq and is a predicted model, not a curated record.
GUUUUUGGAAAUGGAAUUGACAAUGCUCAGUGGAAACAGUCAGCAUCCGGCCUGUGGAGAAAAAUCAGCUCGCCCUCUCUCUCUCUCUCUCUCCUAUAUAUAUAUUUCUGAAAUUUGAUCUUUCAAAUGGCCAUUGUCUGCGCUCUCCAGUUUCGCCGUGCAGAGUCUCUGCUUAACCGGCCAAACCCAAACCCCAGCUUCCCAUUCGAUGGCUAUGGCUUCCUCUGCCUCCAUUAGAUCGCUAUUCUGCGCUCUUCCUACUUCUCGUGGCGAGCAUGGCUUCACGCCUGGGACUUCUGUGGUGAAUUUCGGCUAUAACACGGCGGAGAAUGUGAGGGGAAACGGAUUGUCUUUGAGGAAGAAAUUUGAGUUGAAUUGUUCAGUAGACCGGGAGAUGGAUGUGAGCACAGCAGCAUUGGCUGAUGGGGUUACAGAGUGCUUAGAUGAUGUAGAAGAGGGGGAGAAGGAGCCUAAUAUUUCAACAAUAUUGAUGAAUUUUGAAAGUAAGUUUGAUCCGUAUGGUUCAAUGAGCACACCUCUUUAUCAAACAGCUACCUUUAAGCAGCCUUGCGCAACAGAAAAUGGUCCCUAUGAUUACACUAGAAGUGGAAAUCCUACGCGGGAUGUGUUGGAAAGCCUUUUGGCGAAGCUUGAUAAAGCAGAUCGAUCACUUUGUUUCACAAGUGGGAUGGCUGCUUUGACUGCUGUAACUGGUCUUGUUGGAACUGGUGAGGAAAUUGUUGCUGGAGAUGACAUAUAUGGUGGUUCUGAUCGGUUGCUAUCGCAAGUAAUUCCAAAGAAGGGAAUUGUGGUUAAACGAGUCAAUACUACUGAUUUAGAGGAGGUGGCUUCUGCAAUUGGACCCUGGACAAAGCUCGUGUGGCUGGAGAGUCCAACCAACCCUCGAUUACAAGUUACUGAUAUUCGUAAAAUUGCAGAGAUGGCACAUGCACAUGGUGCUCUUGUCUUGGUGGAUAACAGUAUAAUGUCUCCUGUUUUGUCCCGACCUUUGGAACUUGGUGCAGACAUUGUGAUGAACUCCGCUACUAAAUUUAUUGCUGGACAUAGUGAUGUCAUGGCAGGUGUUCUUUCUGUAAAAGGGGAAAGCUUGGCACAAGACUUGUAUUUCCUACAGAAUGCAGAGGGCUGUGGAUUGGCCCCAUUUGACUGUUGGAUCUGCUUACGUGGUAUAAAGACUAUGGCCUUACGGGUUGAGAAGCAGCAGGAGAACGCACAGAAGAUUGCUGAAUUUCUUUCCACCCAUCCACGUGUAAAAAAAGUUAAUUAUGCUGGUCUUCCUGGUCAUCCUGGGCGCUCCUUGCACUAUUCUCAGGCGAAGGGGGCAGGCUCUGUGCUUAGCUUUUUGACAGGGUCAGUGGCACUGUCUAAACAUGUUGUUGAGACUACCAAGUACUUCAGCAUAACUGUCAGCUUUGGGAGUGUGAAAUCCCUAAUAAGCUUGCCUUGCUUUAUGUCACAUGCAAGCAUACCAGCUGCGGUGCGUGAGGCCAGAGGUCUAACAGAAGAUCUUAUUCGUAUCUCUGUGGGAAUUGAGGAUGUGGAUGAUCUGAUAGCUGAUUUAGAUGCUGCCCUAAGAACUGGGCCUCUAUAAGUUCUAGAGAAUUUUUAAUUGUGAGCCUCCGAUUUGAAUAAUGAUCUUGCCUUUUCUUUUGAGUAUAUGAAUAUGUGAAAUCACAUUCAAUUAUGUGAUUAUAAUUAUGGUUGCGUGAUUAUUUACUGC